AUGAUCCGCAUUUUACAUCGGGGAGCUCGAUGCCCUCAUCCCAUGUGCAAUCAGGCCAACCGGUUUCAACAUACACUGGCGGAGACACAGGCAGUGGCGGAGAUACCGGCAGUGGCGGCGACAUUAGCGGAGAAACAGGCGGUCCAGGCGGCGACGUCGGCGGCGAUCAGGGCGGUCCUGAGGGACCCCCUGGUGGCGACAAUGGGGAUACCGCCAGUGGCGGAGAUACCGGCAGUGGCGGCGACGUUGGGGGAGGCGAGGAUGGCCCCCCACCGAUCGGUGCUGGCGGAAAUGGCGGAAAGGUUGGGAAGGGAGGGAAGGGAGGGAAGGGUGGGAAGGGCGGAAAGGGAGGAAAGAGCGAGAAGGGAGGGAAAUGGGGCAAAGGGGGACAGGGAGGGAAACCUGGUAACCAGCAGGGCGGGCCUGGCGGAGAGCAGGGGGUACCUGGCGGUGAGCAAGGGGGGAUCCGGCGGAGAGCAAGGGGGAUCUAGCGGAGAGCAGGGCGCGGCUGGCGGGGAGCAGGGGGGAUCAAGGGGGGGGGAGGGUAGCCAGACCGCCGGCACGACGAGCACCGGAAAGGGCGGAAAGGCUGGAAAGGGCGGGAAGGGUGGGAAAGGAGGGAAGGGGGGCAAGGGUGGAAAGGGUGGCAAGGGUGGAAAGAAGUAA
Messenger RNA from Closterium sp. NIES-65, 666 nucleotides. The record is from the annotation of a GenBank genome assembly. Lineage: Eukaryota; Viridiplantae; Streptophyta; Zygnematophyceae; Desmidiales; Closteriaceae.